Molecule: messenger RNA, 1437 nt
Organism: Diuraphis noxia (Russian wheat aphid)
Lineage: Eukaryota; Metazoa; Arthropoda; Insecta; Hemiptera; Aphididae
Product: UPF0764 protein C16orf89 homolog
Cellular component (GO): membrane; cytosol
Source: RefSeq, a predicted model, not a curated record
AUGUCACUGCAGCGGUGCGCCUUUUGCAUAGUACUACUCAGCAGAGUAUUGCUUGGCUGCAGCAAAUCGUCGCCAUUUUUUACUGUUGAUGAAGAAUUGAGUACCAUCCUAGACUUGGAAGACAGAAUAUUGGAUUUAGUCGAAUAUCAGAUACGACAUUAUUUAAGAUCAGAUGUUAAUAAUUAUGAUGUCGAUUUAAAUUUAAUGCUAGGAGUAUCCAUAAUGAAAGGUCAAUUUAUGUCGUGUUAUAAAAAUUCUCGAAUACAUUCYAAUGCUGGUUUCUUCAAGAUAUACAAAUUGAAUGUAAUGAUUAGAAAUCUUUACGUGAAAUUUUAUAAAAACAAUUUGAUGGAUUCAACAAGAACAAUUCUCGAUCAUAAGCUCUGGAUUUCUCCCCAAACAUUGAAACACAAAUCAAAUAUUACUUUGCCUACUAAAGUAUGGUUCGAUGAAGAUAUUUUAGCCGAUGGUGAUGCAUAUUUUCGAAAUAUUUCGGAUAAAUGCAUUGGUCAAGUGAUUUCUUCAUGCAAUGUAACGUAUGAAUGCUUUCAACUAGAAUUUAAAAAACGAUUUUUUGGAUACGCGCUUACACACCAAGUGUUGUACAUUCAUCUUUUAAGAAAAAUGAAAAUAUGUAAAAAUCUGAAACAUCGAAAUGUGUUAAAAGAAAUAAUACAAAACAAAUGCAGUACAAUUUUUGAAGAAGCUCAAAACAUGGCCAGUGAUUUAAAAAUGCUGGACAGAUACAAAGAUUUAUUCAUUGAACAAAUUGCAGUUUGUGGAAUACAAAACAUGGUGGAUUUCUUUCGGCAGGAAUGGUUUCCAAUUAUUGUGUCUUCAAUCAAGCACAAUAAGUGUGUUCAACACAAAAAUGAUGAAUCGUCUUGUGAUUCACACUUGACAGGAGUAUCAUUGGCAGCGUUGGGAGUGUACUGGAAGUUCCUAUGUCACAAAAUCAACACAAUAUACGGAGCAUAUUGAUUUUCAAAAUACUAUAAUUAUAUAAUAUUGGAUAAUAAUAUACAUUUACCAUUUUCAUUUUGGUCAUUAUAGGAUACAAUAUGGAAGAUUUACAAUACAAAAAUAUUUACACAAUUUCGUUAUUACACCAUAAUAAUUAUUAUAUAUAUGACAUAUUUAUAUAAUAUAUAAUAUUAUAAUAAAAAUAUUACAACGCACAUUUUGUCCAAUUAAUCAGUUUGCGAUAUAAUAUAAUUACUAUCAAACAUAAAUGGUAUAUUAUGUAGUCGGCGCCAAUAAGGAGCUCUGAGUUUUUUUUAAUGACAAUAUUAUUAUGUUUAGACACAUAAACUGAAUAUCUGAAUAUUAUUAAUUAUAAAUAAUAUCAAUAUACAUGAUCAAAAAAUAUCUUAAKUCCUAUAUAUUAUAAUAAUAUGCGCAUAUAAUUUUUAAUGAAAAUAAUCUUAUAGUCGAAYG